This is a messenger RNA of Bursaphelenchus xylophilus (pine wood nematode), 1978 nucleotides long. The record is from the annotation of a GenBank genome assembly. Lineage: Eukaryota; Metazoa; Nematoda; Chromadorea; Rhabditida; Aphelenchoididae.
AUGAAGGAGCGGUUGACAUUAGUGCUGCGGCAUCCGAUACGCGACAAGAUUAUUGAUGCCUUGAAAUCGGUUUCCCCCCAAGUCCGAGACAAACUUUACGUCCUGUUUAACCCGCAACCAAGCUCAGAAGAGUACCUCCACAUUGUGCCUACAUUUUACGCAGUUGCCUCCCAAUAUUGUCCUUCGAUUGAUGUUCGACUAUUGUUGGGGAAAAAGGAAUGGAAUGGAUCAUAUAUUCUUCAUGAUGGGUUGACGGAAGAGGAUCUUGGUUUCACUCCGCUUGUCAACAGGUAUAAAAAUGUUGUUCUGGGUGGAACGUUUGAUCGGAUUCACAACGGUCAUAAAGUCCUGUUAUCGUCGGCGAUUUUGUUGGCCAGUGGGAGGAUUACAUGCGGUGUUACUAAUGGUGACAUGAUCAAAAGUAGGUUGUUUUAAAUAUUUGAGGUUUUCCUUCUAGGCAAAAAACUGUGGGAAUUGAUAGAACCUGUGCAACAGCGAAUUGAGAAUGUCAAGGAAUUUAUUUCUGAAGUUAGCACUGGCUUGGAAUUAAACGUUGUCCCAAUUUUGGAUCCUUUCGGCCCCUCAAUUGUAGAAAAAGAUCUGGAGUGUAUUGUGGUAAGCAAGGAGACGAGAAAGGGCGGAGAUGCUGUUAACAAACGGAGAAUCGAGAAAGGACUUUCCGAGUUGGACGUCUAUGAGAUCUCAUUAAUCGACGGUGAAGAUAAACUAAUGAAUGAAAUAAAGUUAAGUUCGUCCGCGAGACGCCGUCAGAUCCUUGGCCAUCUUCUGAGACCUCCUCUGAAGCCUGAGAUUGAUGUUGGAGAUAAGUUUGUGAUUGGCCUGACCGGAGGAAUAUGUUCUGGGAAAACCCACAUCUCCGCCUUCUUACAAAAGAAUGGAUGUUUUGUGAGUUUUAAGUAUAGAUUUAAAACACGGUUUUUCUAAGACUCGACCACCAUUUCACUAGCUACACGAAAAUUCAAAUUCUACAGAAUUUUAAAAACACCUGCAGGGCCCUGUACUUGAAUGUGACCGACCCUGAAAUAACCACAGUUUCUAUUUUUAUGUGAACCAAGCGACGUCAGUUUAUGAAAUUGAAGGCGUAGUAUAUGAGCAGUCUACAUAAAAUUUGUCUAUAUUCACAGAGAACGAUUCUUCAAAAUUGGGAUAUUUUUGGGUAAUCAUUAAAAACCUUUAUCUCAAAAAUUUGCAACUAUUUUAGCGGAUUUUUGUCUUUGUGUAAGGCAUUAGGCAUCAUGGUAGUAAUGGACAGAGCCAAAGAAAUUGUAAUAUUAUGGAGGUUCCGAAAAUGGCAUUUCUCAAGCGACUGCGCAGUACGAAACUUUGUAGCCGCGGAUGUCGGUUGUUAGAAAAAACGUGUUUUAUGUAAUCUUUCUCCAGGUGAUCGAUUGCGAUAAAGUUGGGCAUGAAGUAAUGAAUGAUAGUGAGGAUGUCAGAAAUGGGAUAAAGGCAGCGUUUGGAGAAGAGAUGGUUAAGGGGGACGCUGUAGACCGCAGAGCGCUCGGAGCGUACGUCUUCAAGGAUAAGGUAGACAACCUAAAUUUCUCCAUUUGUUUUUUUAGAGCCGUUUAGAAAAACUGCAGGAAAUUAUGUGGCCCGUUAUGGCUGAACGUGUGGUGAAAGGAAUUAGGACAGCUACAAAAAAAGUUGUUGUCGUCGAUGCCGCCGUUUUGUUUGAAGCGAAAUGGGAUAGGUUUGUUCAUGAGAUCUGGACUGCGAUGGUGCCCAUGGAACUUGUGAUUGAGAGAGUAAUGAAUCGAGACAAACUGACCAAGGAAUUGGUAGGAUGGUGUUAAAAUACAUGUUGCUUUAGGCCGAGGACAGAAUCAAAAGUCAAAUGAAAACUGAAGAUCGAGUCAAAAGAAGCCAUGUUGUUUUGUGUUCUCAGUGGGAGUAUGAGGAGACCGAACGACAAGUGUUGCUGGCCUUGGAACGUGUCAAGAAGCAUGCUGUCUAA